AUGUCGUCCGACUACAGCUAUGACGAGCAUGGCACUUUCUACCCCUUCUUCCUCUUUACAAUUACUGGCGUCGUCACGCUUCCCUUGACUUACAGCCUUUUGCGCCCCAGCACCGACGCCGCCGCCCUCGCGCCCAGGAUAAAAAGCGACUACAAGUCGGAGCACCAUGCCGUCGUCGACGCUCAGCGUGCUUCGCUGAAGCGCAAGCAGCGCAGGGUCAAGCGCGCCAUCGCCGUCAUCCUCGGCUGGGCCAUCAUGGGCCUCAUGUUUUACCUCGUCCUCACCACCCAAGCUACCGUCGCCAAGAUAUGGAAUCCCUACGACAUUCUCGGAAUACCCGAUUCCUACUCGGAAAAGCAAAUCAAGUCCCACUACAAGAAGCUGUCGCUCAAGUUCCAUCCCGACAAGGUCAAGCCCGACCCUGCCAAGAAUGAGACCCUCGAGAUGCUCAAUGACAAGUAUGUCGAAUUGACGAAAGCUUACCAAGCUCUCACCGACGAAGAGGUUCGCAACAAUUACAUCCAGUACGGCCACCCCGAUGGCAAGCAAGGUUUCAGCAUUGGUAUCGCCUUGCCCAAGUUCAUUGUGUCCGAUGGCAACGGCAAGUAUGUUGUUCUGGUCUAUGGUCUGCUCCUCGGCGUGCUUCUUCCCUACCUGGUUGGUUCCUGGUGGUACGGCACUCAGCGAAUGUCCAAGGAGGGCGUCCUGAUUGAUAGUGCUGGCCGUCUGUUCCGCGAGUACGAGGACAGCGACGAAGAGGGUCGUCUCAUUGCUGCUCUCAGCACCGGAAAGGAGUUUGAGGAAAAGCUCAAGGGUCAAAAUGCCGAAUCUGGUCUCUCUAAGAUUGAGUCGAGAAUUCAGGCUGCUGGUAUACUAUCUACAAAGGAUCAAGAGAAGCUGGAGAGUCUCGACGGAGUGAGAAGAAAGGUCCUCGCCCUCUUGUGGGCUUACCUCGGUCGCGUGGAUCUCGACGAUCAAGCUCUUGAAAACGCCAAGUACAUGGUUGCCCCGAUUGCUGUCGCGCUUGCGCAGUCAUACAAUGCCAUUGCGCUCGCAUACGGCAACACCAAGGCCAUUCUGUCAUCCUACACUACUACGCAACGACUGAUCCAGGCAGUGCCACCAAAGGCAUCGCCGCUCCUCCAACUCCCUCACUUUACUCCUGAAAUCGUCUCGGCUGUCGAGGGCGCAUCCAAGACCCACAUGACCGUCCAACAGUUCAUGGAUCAGCCUGACGCACAACGUCGCAGUCUUGCCGUGGGCAAGGGCCUUUUGUCGCCGGAUCAGUACAAAGAGGCUGUCCAUGUUGCCACUCAACUGCCACGCUUUGCUGUUGCCAAGGCCUUCUUCAAGGUUACUGGUGAAAAGUACAUCAUCCCUUCUUCUCUGGUCAGCUUGGUCGUAAAGGGAAGAAUCGUUCCUCCCGGCAGCACCAAUGUUCCCGCCGUCAAGGAGGCAGAUCUCGAGGACCCCGACCCGGUUGAGGGUGACCUCAAGGCUCUCAAGAAGGAUGAGGAGGGCGAGAGAGUUCUUCCUCCCUUGGCUUUCGCUCCCCGUUACGCUCGAAACCACUCCCCCCGGUGGCACAUUUUCUUGACCGACAGCAAGCAAGGCAAGAUGGCUGUUCCUCCCUUUACCUUUACCACGUUUGACAAGCCCAUCUUUGACGCCGACGGAAAACCCACUUUCAACAUGCAGACUCUCAAGGCACAAUUCGCUGCCCCUCCUGGCCCUGGUCACUACACAUUCGUUAUGCACGUCAUUUGCGAUGCUUAUGUUGGAUUUGACACCAAGCUCGAGGUGACCUUGGUGGUUGACGAUGCUGCCAAGGCUACUCAGGCCGCAGAGGAGGACGACAUUAGCGAGCCGGAAGAAGAUUCCCUCGCCGGUCAAAUGAAUGUUCUGCGCGGCAACGGAGCACCUACAAAGCCUAGAAAGGCAUCUGAUUCGGACGAAGACGAGGAGAGUGGCACAGAUGAAGAGGUGGACGACACCAGCGAUACCAAUACCGACACCGAGGAUGAGUCGUGA
Messenger RNA from Pestalotiopsis fici W106-1, 2031 nucleotides. RefSeq lists its product as uncharacterized. The coding region runs from base 1 to 2031 and encodes 676 amino acids. Gene Ontology annotation, cellular component: Sec62/Sec63 complex. The record is from RefSeq and is a predicted model, not a curated record. Gene Ontology annotation, biological process: post-translational protein targeting to endoplasmic reticulum membrane; SRP-dependent cotranslational protein targeting to membrane. Gene Ontology annotation, molecular function: RNA binding; transmembrane protein transporter activity. The transcript has 3 exons. Lineage: Eukaryota; Fungi; Ascomycota; Sordariomycetes; Amphisphaeriales; Sporocadaceae.